Molecule: messenger RNA, 402 nt
Organism: Purpureocillium takamizusanense
Lineage: Eukaryota; Fungi; Ascomycota; Sordariomycetes; Hypocreales; Ophiocordycipitaceae
Exons: 2
Coding region: 1-402 (133 amino acids)
Source: RefSeq, a predicted model, not a curated record
AUGCCCGGCUUCAUUGUCCCCACUAACGACUCCUAUGCGACUCUCACGAUCCAUGCGCACGGCUUCAAGCUCACCCCUACGGAAGAACUUUUGCAACGCGUCCGUAACCCAGGGGAGAUUAUGGAAAUCCUUUGUCCUCGGCUCAACUCCGGCGGCGUGCCUUUCCGCAUCAUGGCGGCCGAUAACAACCGAGUUAUCAGCGUUCUCUUUGCGAACGUGCAGUCUGCUAGACAGGCCUGGUGUGGGAUGAUGAAUCAGUGCGGUGACGAGAUGCGAAGAGAUUUCGAGGUGUCUGACGAGAUUGAUGUCACAGUGACUUAUGGGCCGGACGGUGGAGUUAUGGAUAUGAGGAUUGAUUGCCCAGGUCAAGAAAAUUUGAUCCACUUGAGAGAGAACUGGUAA